Girardinichthys multiradiatus is the source of this 2341-nucleotide messenger RNA. RefSeq names its product adenosylhomocysteinase (gene ahcy). Lineage: Eukaryota; Metazoa; Chordata; Actinopteri; Cyprinodontiformes; Goodeidae. Gene Ontology annotation, biological process: L-methionine cycle. Gene Ontology annotation, cellular component: cytosol. The transcript has 11 exons. Gene Ontology annotation, molecular function: adenosylhomocysteinase activity. Bases 130 to 1431 code for a protein of 433 amino acids. The record is from RefSeq and is a predicted model, not a curated record.
AAAGUAGUCCAAACGAAGCGUCGCCGAUAAAAACCGAGCCGUCAUGUUUCCGACCCUCCCUCUCUGCCUCUGUCCACCGGCCAGGCUGCAGCUCCAGACUCCCUCGAAACGAAACAACAAGAAACAGCCAUGUCGGAGAAACUGCCCUACAAAGUGGCCGACAUCAGCCAGGCAGAAUGGGGACGCAAGGCCAUCGACAUCGCAGAGAACGAGAUGCCGGGCCUGAUGAAGAUGAGGGAGCUGUACGGCCAGUCCAAGCCUCUGAAGGGGGCUCGCAUUGCAGGCUGUCUCCACAUGACCCUGCAAACUGCAGUGCUCAUUGAGACCCUCACAGCCCUGGGAGCUGAGGUACAGUGGUCCAGCUGUAACAUUUUCUCCACUCAGGAUCAUGCUGCUGCUGCCAUCGCCAAAUCUGGCGUUCCAGUGUACGCAUGGAAGGGUGAGACUGACGAGGAGUACGUGUGGUGCAUCGAGCAGACGCUGUACUUCAAAGACGGCCAGGCCCUCAACAUGAUCCUGGAUGAUGGAGGAGACCUCACCAACCUGGUCCACCAGAAGUACCCCAAACUGCUGGCAGGUAUCCGCGGAGUGUCGGAGGAGACCACCACAGGUGUUCACAACCUGUACAAGAUGCUGAAAAAGGGCGAACUGAAGAUUCCUGCCAUUAACGUCAACGACUCUGUCACCAAGAGUAAGUUCGACAACCUGUACGGCUGCAGAGAGAGUCUGAUCGAUGGCAUCAAGCGAGCCACCGAUGUCAUGAUUGCUGGGAAGGUGGCGGUGGUGGCGGGUUACGGAGACGUCGGUAAAGGCUGCGUUCAGGCUCUGCGGGCCUUUGGUGCUCGUGUCAUUGUCACAGAGAUCGACCCCAUCAACGCCCUGCAGGCUGCUAUGGAGGGCUAUGAAGUGACCACCAUGGAUGAAGCCUGUAAGGAAGGAAACAUCUUUGUCACCACCACUGGCUGUGAAGACAUCAUUCUGGGACAUCACUUUGAGAGCAUGAAGGAUGACGCCAUCGUUUGCAACAUCGGACACUUUGACUGUGAGAUCGACAUGAGCUGGCUCAACAAGAACGCUGCUGAGAAGAUCAACGUUAAACCCCAGGUCGAUCGGUUCCGUCUGAAGAACGGCCGCCACGUCAUCGUCCUGGCAGAAGGCAGACUGGUCAACCUCGGCUGUGCCAUGGGACACCCGUCAUUUGUGAUGAGCAACUCCUUCACCAAUCAGGUGCUGGCUCAGAUCGAGUUGUGGAAAAACACAGCGAAGUACCCCCUCGGAGUCUACUUCUUGCCCAAGAAGCUGGACGAGCAGGUGGCAGCCGCUCACCUGGAUAAACUGGGAGUGAAGUUGACCAAACUGACAGACAAACAGGCCAAAUAUUUGGGCCUGCCCUCCGAGGGGCCUUUCAAACCCGACCACUAUCGCUACUGAGCGCCCCCGUUAGCCCGGGAACGAAGAAGAGGUUGUGCUCUGAGGGCCGUGGUUGGUUCAACGCAGCCGGAUCUCAGGGAUACUGACGGUGUUUCCUCAUCACAUCGCCUUUUUACGAAACCCUUUAAGUGUUGGAUUGUGCUGAUGUGAGAAAUCGAGCACAAACGAUUUUAAGUGCCCCUCAGCUAAUUGGAGGUAGAAGCACAAAACUAGAAGCUUCAGUAAGCAGAAGAUUUAUUGACACAAGGGUGAAAAAUAGGCAGAUUUUUUGACUUGAAAUAGUUUAGCUCCUUUUCUUCACGUCCAACUGUCUUUUCUCGUUCUCAUCCAAACGUUUCUGAAACAUCAUGUGGCUGUCGGAGAAAAUUCCUCUUGUUCAAGUCAUUCCCGGUCCGUUAAAUCAGUCACAGAAAGCCCGGAUGUGUCUGAAAGACUUUAACCUUAAUCAGCAGGUUCAUGGGAUAUCGGUGUAUAACGGUUUUGUGUACUGUGGUCAUAAUUCAGCGUAUCGGCAUUAACAGCGCUUCCCGUUGGCACUUAGUUAAAACUGUAUUUGUAUUCUGUGAGGAGACUGGGAAUCUUCUGGAAAGCUAGCUGGGUUUGUUCGUAGCUUCAGGUAGGAGAUGUAAUGCUGCCUAUUCAGUUGCCAAAGGACCUGCUUGUUUUUGUUCACAAAUCAUUUUCUUAAAAUGUGAUUUUUAUUUAGUUUUAAAACUGUACGGAUCAGUGCUCCCCUCAGAUUCUUCCUCGGAUCCGUUUGGCCAAUCGGGUUUUUCUGAUCUCAGAGGUCAGCGAAUCGGGUUGAAGUGGGCGUCUCAGUUCAUGGUUCCAGCUUUCAGGUUCAGAUGCUCAGAAAUGGUGGCUUCAUGCUGAAAUUGUGACCAUGACGAAUAAAAUGAUUUUAAAAAGA